UGGGCUUUUUGAUGUAGUCGAAGCAACUGGCGCAGAAGAUCCGCGAAAAGGAGGAUCUGAUGGUAGAAGAGAAUGUGCUCAGGCUCGAGUUGCGGAAGUUGCGUGGGUUCCUCAACUCGCGAGCCGAUGAGGUAUUCAGCCUCGAAAACCGCCAAGUAAACCUCCAACUAGCCCUCGAAGAGCGCACCAAAGAAAUUGAGAUCCACAAAGACAUGCUCCGCCUCCACCUCAAAACCGCCGAAGAGGAGCGGUACAGCGCCGCAGCCGAGCUCCGCGACCGGGUCUCCAAAGUCGAAAAGCUCAAACGGCGCUACGAGAUCGUCAUGUCCCAUUUCGCUGGUGACGGCGACGAGGGCGGCGGUGCUGGGGCGAAUGGCGAGGAACCGCAUUCCCAGGCGUAUUAUGUGAUCAGGGCGGCUCAGCAGAGGGAGGAGUUGCAGAGGGAGGGGGAUAAGUUGGAUGCGCAGAUUCGGAAGGCGGAGAAGGAGAUUAAGGCUUUGGAGAAUACGCUGAAGAUGAUGAAUGAUCGGAAUGAUGAGUAUCGACAGAAUCUGUAUAAAGCCGAACUCAGCAGCAAGGACGUACAGCAUAGAGAGAUGCUAGAACAGCAAUACCGCCACGCCAUGGAACGCUACCGCUCUAAACGCAGCGAAAUCCAAGACCUCCAACAAGACCUGCAAGCCCUCGAGCGCGAUCUCCUCGCGCGCACCAACAUCGAAUCCCAAGAGCACCAAAACGUGCAAUCCCUCGAAAACAAACUCGCAGCACUAACAAAGGACAUCACCGACCAGGAAGCGAAACGCGACCGCGCGCGGAAGAGCGUGCAGCGGAGCGCGAAGGAGUUCAGGAAGAUGCUGGGUGUGGCGCCGACGACCGUGACGGAUGAGGAGCUGGAUUUUAGGAUACGGGAGUUGAAGGAGACGGGGAAUUUGGCGUUGGAGGCGUUGGCGAAGGUGGGAGAGAGGGAUCCGGCGUUGGAGCAGAGGCUUACGCAAUUGCUGCAGGCGAACGGCAUCCAACCGGCCUCUCGCAUCGUCUCCCGCGUACCCUCCCGGGCCGAAUCUCGCGCAUCCGUUUACUCUGACGCCGGAAGUGAGCAUUCAAGCACAUCGGCGUCUGGGCGUCGAACAGGGAGCAGCUUUGCACUCGACAGAUCUCGCCAACAACACCAGUCCCCGCGCUCGAGCAUGACAAUACGAUCCCCACCGCCGGGCGCUGUCGCGACACCGUCAGGCGGAGCCAUCUCGCCGAGCGGACGGGUGCUGUCAACCACCAAUAUCAAUGCAGCAGUAGUUCUUCCCACAGUAGACAUCGGAAGCGGCGCUGUAAGCGGCGCAGGAUCAGGGCGAUCAACAGGAACCGCCACGCCGACUCGACAGGGCACGUCUUCCUCCACUCGGGCGCCCAUAACCGGCGCUGGUCGAGUGCGCCAUCCGGCGCGUCCAGGGUCUGCUAGCAGCGUCGGCUCAAAUGGAAGUGCAUCAAGGCGGUCGAGCGUGGCGAGUGGGUCCGCAGGGAGAUGAGACGCCACACAGGAGUACAUAAACAUGCACAACGUACAUAGCCAUGGGACAUAGGUGUUGGAUUUCAUGAGAUUUUUCGGUAUGACUAUGCAUAUGUACAUCCCCUAUGUUGCCACGGCCUUCUCUACAUCUUCCACGACAAAGAUGGCUUGCGGGAAACAGCUGUCAUUAAUUGAGUAACUGGGGUGCAAUACAAAGUGGUCUCUC
Fimicolochytrium jonesii is the source of this 1730-nucleotide messenger RNA. RefSeq lists its product as uncharacterized. Gene Ontology annotation, biological process: inner dynein arm assembly; cilium movement; cilium-dependent cell motility. NCBI's taxonomy places the organism in Eukaryota, Fungi, Chytridiomycota, Chytridiomycetes, Spizellomycetales, Powellomycetaceae. Gene Ontology annotation, cellular component: axoneme. The transcript has 6 exons. The record is from RefSeq and is a predicted model, not a curated record. Bases 60 to 1523 code for a protein of 487 amino acids.